This is a messenger RNA of Lepus europaeus (European hare), 1242 nucleotides long. RefSeq names its product metaxin 2 (gene MTX2). NCBI's taxonomy places the organism in Eukaryota, Metazoa, Chordata, Mammalia, Lagomorpha, Leporidae. The coding region runs from base 191 to 982 and encodes 263 amino acids. The transcript has 10 exons. Gene Ontology annotation, cellular component: SAM complex. Gene Ontology annotation, biological process: mitochondrion organization. The record is from RefSeq and is a predicted model, not a curated record.
GUUCCUGGCCCGGCCUGGCGGUAACCUUGGGGGCCUCGCUGCCACCACUGGCGCUGCUACCUGGGUGGGCUUUGCGAGUCUGAGCUUGGCCGGGUGGGAGCCGUUAGCUGCCAGGAGCCACCAGGUUUGCGGAGGAGGACGCUGAGGGCCGCGGGGAGCAGGUGCCCGGGCGCACGGCCGCCCAGUCGACAUGUCUCUAGUGGCGGAAGCCUUCGUCUCCCAGAUCGCAGCUACAGAACCAUGGCCUGAAAAUGCUACAUUGUAUCAGCAACUGAAAGGAGAGCAAAUUCUGCUUUCUGACAAUGCAGCUUCUCUUGCUGUGCAGGCAUUUUUGCAAAUGUGUAAUCUGCCCAUUAAAGUAGUUUGCAGGGCAAAUGCAGAAUAUAUGUCUCCAUCUGGUAAAGUACCUUUUAUUCAUGUGGGAAAUCAAGUAGUGUCAGAACUUGGUCCAAUAGUCCAGUUCGUUAAAGCCAAGGGCCAUUCUCUUAGUGAUGGGCUGGAUGAAGUCCAAAAAGCAGAAAUGAAAGCUUACAUGGAAUUAGUCAACAAUAUGCUGUUGACUGCAGAGUUGUAUCUUCAGUGGUGUGAUGAAGCUACAGUAGGGGAGAUCACCCAUGCUAGGUAUGGAUCUCCUUACCCUUGGCCUCUGAAUCAUAUCUUGGCCUAUCAGAAACAGUGGGAGAUCAAACGCAAGAUGAAAGCUAUUGGAUGGGGUAACAAGACUCUGGACCAGGUCUUAGAAGAUGUAGACCAGUGCUGUCAAGCUCUUUCUCAAAGACUGGGAACACAACCGUAUUUCUUCAAUAAGCAGCCUACUGAACUUGAUGCAUUGGUAUUUGGCCAUCUGUAUACCAUUCUUACCACACAGUUGACCAAUGAUGAACUUUCUGAGAAGGUGAAAAACUAUAGUAACCUCCUUGCUUUCUGCAGAAGAAUUGAGCAGCACUAUUUUGAAGAGCGUGGUAAAGGCAGGUUGUCUUAGAGUUAUAUGUUUAUUUAGUUAUUAUCAAAAAAAUCAAAGUUUUGAAAUAUGUGUUAUUUGAAUGUUAUAAUGUAUAUUGGUAUCAGAAUUUUAAAACCAAAAACAUUGCUUUUCAAAACCUCAAAACAAAUUAUGUAAUGUAUCCUAAAAACAUACUUUACUGUAUUUGUGUACACAUCAUUUGAUAUGUUAUACUCUAUACCUGGAAAUUUUGUUUUCUUGAAGUAUAUGCAUAUAAAAAUAAAGUUUAAAUAACUGUA